Molecule: messenger RNA, 1098 nt
Organism: Microthlaspi erraticum
Lineage: Eukaryota; Viridiplantae; Streptophyta; Magnoliopsida; Brassicales; Brassicaceae
Source: the annotation of a GenBank genome assembly
AUGGCAAACUUUGAGAGACUCGCCAUGGUUACACCCAAUGGAGAUGAUUCAAUGAUUCGAGUGAGAGUUGAGAACGUGUGGUCUACUCUAGAUGUCGAGAAUGGUGAAGGCCUCAGUUUCCUGGUGGUUGAUGAUGAGGGCACAAGGAUGCAUGCAUUCGUCCAGCAUUUUGCUGAUGCCAAGAGAUUUAAGAGACUUCUUCAGAAAGGAGACUGGUUCACGAUAACUGGUUUCUCAGUUGUUAUUGUCCGGAAUGAGAUUCGUAUGACUAAACAAAGAAAAGAGAUCGUUCUCAAGCGAAACACAGAAGUUGGUGUUUCAGAAUUGUUCAAUGGUUUUAUUCCGCUAGAUUUGGUUCCAUUUCAGGAUGUUAAGAACGGAACUGUUCACGAUGGAACUUCUUACACUAGAGACUUUCUAGGCGUCAUAUCUUCUGUUUCAGAUUUCGGCCUCACAGUGGAUGACUCUAUGCCUAGAAACAUACAUAACUAUGAUCCUAAGACCACCGGAUCGAUUGACUUUGUUCUUGAAGACAACGAUGGAAAUCAUCUAAACUGUCGUGAAAAGGGCAUCUUGGCGGUUCUCUUUAAACGUAAUUGGCUAUGUUAUGGUGAAACCGGAACAAACAUAUGCCUAUUAACCAAUUGGCGUGUUGUUGGAAGAGAUGGUCCUAUUCAAGUCGAAGAUGAAGAAGGGAUUUCUACUUUUGAGUAUGAUCCUCCUGGACACCACGAAGUGGUACAUUUCACGAACAUAUUCAAUGUCUUCUCCUUUUCAAUCCGUGCUUCACUCAUGAUCGCUCAGCCCGUCAAACAUACAACCAAGAGGCAAGUAAAAAUCGAAGUCUUGCUACAGGGAAGGAAAUUGCGAGAGCUUAGAGGUUUACCUGACCUACAGAACGGAGACGCAAGGGCACAGUCCCGUCAGCUGCAGAGAUCGAUUUUGCUGGUAACAGAAGAAGAUGAAGAAGACGAGCGGAGAAGUGUUAACGCGAGGAGCAUAAAGGAAAAAGAAGAAGAUGAAGGAGACGACCGGAUUUUUGUCGAAAGAGAAGAUGUUGCGACGAUAUCGCGAAACAAAAUCGGCAAGAAAUGGUAA